This is a messenger RNA of Nanorana parkeri, 1384 nucleotides long. RefSeq names its product protein farnesyltransferase subunit beta-like. Gene Ontology annotation, molecular function: protein farnesyltransferase activity. The transcript has 12 exons. Gene Ontology annotation, biological process: protein farnesylation. Gene Ontology annotation, cellular component: protein farnesyltransferase complex. The coding region runs from base 71 to 1318 and encodes 415 amino acids. The record is from RefSeq and is a predicted model, not a curated record. NCBI's taxonomy places the organism in Eukaryota, Metazoa, Chordata, Amphibia, Anura, Dicroglossidae.
AUGACCUGUUCUAGGCUGCAGGGCCUCCGUAGCUGAUCGGAUUGCCACUGGUAGGCGUGUGUGUUCAGACAUGGCGGAGUCCGGGGAAACGCUGCGGUGUACGAGGGAGAGUCAUAGUGAUGAGCGGCUACAGGAGGACUGCUUAACUACCGAGACCUCCAUGGAGCAGAAAAAAGUGGAGAGUUCUGUAGCUGCCAUCUUCACUGCCAUCAAGGAUAGCCACGGGGCCUUUCAGCUUGUUCUGGAGAGAGAGCUCCAUGCCCACUACCUGCGAAAAGGCUUACAGCACCUCUCCGACUCCUAUGAGUGCCUGGAUGCCAGCCGCCCCUGGCUAUGCUAUUGGAUUGUACAUAGUUUAAUGUUACUGGAUGAGCCAAUCCCUAAAUCUGUGGCAUCAAGUGUUUGCCAUUUUCUAGGUAGAUGUCAGGCUCCCGGUGGGGGCUUUGGUGGUGGACCUGGCCAGCAACCCCAUCUAGCUCCUACCUAUGCAGCAGUGAAUGCUCUAUGCACCAUUGGAACAGAAGAAGCUUAUAAUAUUAUUAACAGGGAGAAGCUUCUGGAAUUCCUCUGGUCUCUGAAGCAACCUGAAGGAUCGUUUAACAUGCAUGUGGGUGGAGAAGUGGAUGUGAGAAGUGCCUAUUGUGCUGCCUCUGUGGCAUCACUGACAAAUAUUAUGACGCCCAAGCUUUUUGAUGGUACGGCUGAAUGGAUAGCAAGGUGCCAGUUUUGGGAAGGUGGCAUCGGUGGGGUGCCAGGCAUGGAAGCACAUGGAGGCUAUACAUUUUGUGGUUUGGCAGCUUUGGUCAUUCUGAAGAGAGUUCACCUAUUAGAUCUAAAGAGCUUGUUGAGAUGGGUUGCUUUCAGACAAAUGAGAUUUGAGGGUGGAUUCCAAGGUCGCUGUAACAAACUGGUUGAUGGCUGCUAUUCCUUUUGGCAAGCUGGUCUGAUGCCUCUCCUCCAUAGAACUUUACAUGCUGAAGGAGAUUUGGCCCUAAGCUACACCAAUUGGAUGUUUGACCAGAAGGCACUCCAGGAAUAUAUUCUCUUGUGCUGCCAAUGCCCCAGCGGUGGUUUACUAGACAAACCCGGCAAAUCAAGAGACUUCUAUCAUACCUGCUAUUGUCUCAGUGGCCUGUCUAUAGCUCAGCAUUUUGGAAGUGGUGAGAUGCUUCAUGAAACGGUUGUGGGAUCUCCAGAAAAUACUUUGAAGCCUACACAUCCUGUAUAUAAUAUUGGACCAGAUAAGGUGGCUCAUGCCAUCAUGUAUUUUAUGCAGAAAGAGAUUCCAAACUUAAAUUCCAAAAAUAAUGCAAUUUAGGAGGAGCACAAGCUGACCCCGUACUUACUCUGGUGUAGGACGCUGAUACGCUACAAGAUCUAACCG